GCGUGAUGAGAUCGAGAUCCUGCUGAACGCCACGUUCCAACGAGAUGUGGAAACAUUUCAACACGGUCAACGUGGCCUUCACCAACCGCAUGUCAGAGACCGCCGACGCCAAGAACAGCCUGCAGACACACCUGGCUAAGGUGACUGACCGUCACCUGACCAAUGACCAUCAAGCUGAUCUUUCAUGUUUUAGUUCCUUUGUUGUUUAGUUCCAUUCAACUCAGUGAGAUGCAGUUUGGUUGUAUCUUGUUAUACGUCAUUGUACUUCAACAUCAGGUCCAGGGGGCAGUAAGGAAGGCAAAUCGUAAACUGCCUGCGUACCAUAGUUGAUUAUUGCUGAAAUUUUACUUCCGUCUUUGAUUAAUUCCCUGCUGGAAAAAAAAACGGUAUCGAGACCACAUAUUGAGUGUCUCAGUCUUGUCUCAGUGUCAGAUAUAUUUGUACUUGGUCUUGACUCGGUCCUCUGACAGUGAGACCAGCGGAGUAAAAAACUCAUACUUAUCAGCUUCCAUUCAGUCAGCGCAUUAAACCGUUUCGCCAGGCCAAAUAUAUACACUCCUUUCUUGAAACAUUAAUAUCUUAACAGCCUUUAUAUCCAUUUUAUACAUGUUUGAUAGGUGGAGAACCUAUAGGCUUUCAGUGUGUGACAGGUUUGUGAUUCUGAAAGGACAGCAACUGUAAUACCGGUGCACUCGUGUAGGAGUGCACUUUUGUAAAACACAAAGGGCCAGUGGUGUAGAGGAGGGUAUACAUGUAGCUCAGUUGGUAGAGCAUGGCUUUUGCAACGCCAGGGUUGUGGGUUCGAUUCCCACGAGGGGCCAGUAUGGGAAAAAAUAAAUAAAAAAAAUAAUGUAUGCACUCAUAAGGAUAAGAGCGUCUGCUAAAUGACUAAAAUGUAAAUGUAUACACAGGUAUAAACUGUAUACCCACUUUUUUUCAGUGGGCCUUGCUUAUACUCACUUCUUAAUCCUACUGAUGCGUAUCAAAGUAGUGUAGUGGAGGUAUACGACUUAUCAUUAUGUACAAUAGAGAAAUCAUGCACGAAGUAGUCUUUUUUUAUUUAUUUUUUUUAUAUUAUUAUUAUAUUAUUUAUUAUAUAGUCUAUACAAUCGCAAAGCAUGUGAAAUAUGUUCACAUGCGCGCCGCACACAGCCUAGUUUCAGCGGAAUAUCAUCUGCAGGCAGCAAGAGUGUGCAGCUCUCAACUGGUUUUGGAAUGGAGCAGCUCGCAGAAUAAUGACAUCGGUAGCCAGUAGGGUAGGAAAGACAUUUCAACCUAUGAUAUCUACCAGUAAAUGCUAAGGCAACAAUGGGUGUGCAAACCAGGUAUUGAAAAAGUUCAGCCCAAAGUUUUGGUUAGUAGGCUAUUCAUCAUGUGCUGUUUGCAUCAGGGGGCGUAAACAUUGAUGGGCCUGGGUGGACAUUAGCUAGAUAGCUAGCUAGCUAGCUGCUAGGAGGAUGUCAUGUUAUGCCAUUGGAGGAGUGGGUGAUUUACUGACUUUUUCCCCUCAUAAUAUCGUUUUUCGGUGGCUAUAACACAGGUGUCAUUUGGUUAGCUAGCGAGAACUUGAAAGACUGUCAUACAGUUAGCAGUCUCUUGCGUUCACAAAUUCACUUUGGCUAUCUACUCUCUACCUCCGAUUACAGAGCACUCUUGUUUGAGUGUGCCAGAGCGCAGAACAACUUAGGAAUUUAGGAACGCGCAACACCCUGCUGAAUAUGACCGGUGUCAGUAAAUGUGGCAAAAAAAGUAAUAGUUAGUCAAGAAUGCUCUAGAUAGCAUGUAAACAGCACUAACCCGCUCUGCUACGGCGAGUAAAAUGAUCAGUGUGAGGUGUUCUCUCAUUUGUGUCUGGAAGUAGCUAGCUAGCAAGCUAGACAACUUUAGCCAGUUAGCUUGGGUGCUUGGUUGGGACAAGUAUGCAUUUGCAGGCAAGCUACAGAAGGAUGAGGAGGCUACAAUUCCCCAUCAUUUAUCAGUGCAAUUUUGAUGGGCAACUAGCUGAAAAAGUUUGAGAGGGUUUAUCUAAUGUUCCUUCGUUAGAUUUUGGCUCAUCUUGCUCUGGCUAGCAUUAGUUGCUGAUCUUGUUGUUAUUGAUGUGCAUAACUGAGGGAGGGAGAGCCUACCUUUUCAAGGUUGUUUAAUCAAUAGGACUGUAAAAUUCCCAAAUGUAAGAGGACUCCCGUGGUGUUUACAUAUUUGCAGAAAUCCAUUCAGGUGUAUUUUGUGGCUUUUGACAAAUGCGUUCUAUUGAUCUAAAGUAGCGCCUGUAACACACAGUCCAGUUCAAAGUGAAUGAUGGCAGGCCCUUGUGGCAAAUGGCUUGUUAGUAUAAACGUCUACUCUAGGCCUGAUCUUUAGCUUGUUUUUGGUCCAGGUCCAGGAAUGGCUGAAGGUUGCAAUAUUAACCUGGAGCUACCCUGCAGAUAGCAACGAAUGGGUGAUCUGAAAGUCAUAGUCAAUCGAUCAAUAAUAUAAUAAUACUUUAGCAAAAACAUUUUUUUAAAAUUUACAAUCUGUAGAAACAAUGAGAAUAGAAGGGUUCAGAACUUUUGUGAAACAUCACAGUACAGUUGAAAAAUAUAUGGCAAAUAGAAAUCCAAUAUGGGUGGUGUUAAGAGAUAGAUGGAGGUGUUGAAUGGAGCUGAAGGAUGGGACUAUAACAACUAACAACAACUAAUAACACAAGAUAACUAAUGUAAAGCAUACUGUGUCCAUAAUAAGUAUAUCGUUUAUAGGUUGAGAGCUUUUGUGAAAGAGCACAGUUAGAAAGAUAUGGCAUGAAGAGGCAGACCGGAUGGACAUCAUGAAGAUGAUCGGAGAGGUUGUGGGCAGAGGAAGUUCAGGAGUAAAAUUGACUGUGUCCAUAAAAUGUAAAUAGUAUGUAUAAGCUGGAAGUAGAGGCCUAGCGUUGUUGUUCACUAGAUUACUCCAAAUAGGGAAGGAGUGGUGGGGUUGGAAGUAAUAAAGGGAAAUAUAUUUUUUUUAAAGGAUAUGUAUGUAUAUAUAUAUAUAUAUAUAUUAUAUAUAUAUACAUAUAUAUGUAUAUGUAUUUCUAUGUAUGUAUGUCUAUGUAUGUAUAUACAGUGGGGAGAACAAAUUUGAUACACUGCCGAUUCUGCAGGUUUUCCUACUUACAAAGCAUGUAGAGGUCUGUAAUUUUUAUUAUAGGUCCAGAAAAUCACAUUGUAUGAUUUUUAGUAAUUCAUUUGCAUUUAUUGCAUGACAUAAGUAUUUGAUACAUCAGAAAAGCAGAACUUAAUAUUUGGUUCAGAAACCUUUGUUUGCAAUUACAGAGAUCAUACGUUUCCUGUAGGUCUUGACCAGGUUUUCACACACUGCAGCAGGGAUUUUGGCCCACUCCUCCAUACAGACCUUCUCCAGAUCCUUCAGGUUUCGGGGCUGUCGCUGGGCAAUACGGACUUUCAGCUCCCUCCAAAGAUUUUCUAUUGGGUUCAGGUCUGAGACUGGCUAGGCCACUCCAGGACCUUGAGAUGCUUCUUACGGAGCCACUCCUUAGUUGCCCUGGCUGUGUGUUUCGGGUCGUUGUCAUGCUGGAAGACCCAGCCACAACCCAUCUUCAAAAGCUCUUACUGAGGAAGGAGGUUGUUGGCCAAGUUCUCGCGAUACAUGGCCCCAUCCAUCCUCCCCUCAAUACGGUGCAGUCGUCCUGUUCCCUUUGCAGAAAAGCAUCCCCAAAUGAUGACGUUCUCCACCUCCAUGCUUCAACGUUGGGGAUGGUGUUAUAAUAUUAUAAUAAUAAUAUAUAAUAUAAAUAUAAUAAUAUAAUAAUAAAUAAUAUAUAAUAAUAAUAUAAAUAUGCCAUUUAGCAGACGCUUUUAUCCAAAGCGACUUACAGUCAUGCGUGCAUACAUUUUUUUUUUGUGUUCUUGGGGUGUACUCAUCCUUCUUCUUCCUCCAAACACGGCGAGUGGAGUUUAGACCAAAAAGCUAAAUUUUUGUCUCAUCAGACAACAUGACCUUCUCCCAUUCCUCCUCUGGAUCAUCCAGAUGGUCAUUGGCAAACUUCAGAUUGGCCUGGACAUGCGCUGGCUUGAGCAGGGGGACAUUGCUGCGCUGCAGGAUUUUAAUCCAUGACGCGUAGUGUGUUACUAAUGGUUUUCUUUGAGACUGUGGUCCCAGCUCUCUUCAGGUCAUUGACCAGGUCCUGCCGUGUAGUUUCUGGCUGAUCCCUCACCUUCCUCAUGAUCAUUGAUGCCCACGAGGUGAGAUCUUGCAUGGAGCCCCAGACCGAGGGUGAUUGACCGUCACUCUGAACUUCUUCAAUUUUCUAAUAUUACGCCAACAGUUGUUGCCUUCUCACCAAGCUGCUUGCCUAUUGUCCUGUAGCCCAUCCCAGCCUUGUGCAGGUCUACAAUUUUAUCCCUGAUGUCGUUACAACAGCUCUCUGGUCUUGGCCAUUGUGGAGAGGUUGGAGUCUGUUUGAUUGAGUGUGUGGACAGGUGUCUUUUAUACAGGUAACGAGUUCAAACAUUGCAGUUAAUACAGGUAAUGAGUGGAGAACAGGAGGGCUUCUUAAAGAAAAACUAACAGGUCUGUGAGAGCCGGAAUUCUUACUGGUUGGUAGGUGAUCAAAAAACUUAUGUCAUGCAGUAAAUGCAAAUUAAUUACUUAAAAAAUCAUACAAUGUGAUUUUCUGGAUUUUUAGAUUCCGUCUCUCGCAGUUGAAGUUACCUAUGAUAAUAAAUUACAGACCUCUACAUGUUUUGUAAGUAGGAAAACCUGCAAAUGGGCAUUUUAUCAAAUACUUGUUCUCCCCACUGUAAUAAUAGGUUUUUUUUUUUCCCGAGAAAAAAAAUACAUAUGGGGGAUUGGAAGUGAUGCAGGACAAUUACAUAAUUGGGAAGUUACAAUCUAUCUGCAAUAUUAAAGCUGAUCUACCCAAAAAAAAAUUAAAAAACUGUCGUAAAACUGUGCGUGUGUGACCAAGCAUUAUAACUCCACCUGAAUAACGGCCAUCAUCAACCUUUAUGGUGACAAUAACACCCUUAUUUGCUGUAUACUUUGGAAGUAUUGGUAUCGGGCCAAAGACAGUAUACUAAGGGAAAUAUAAAUGGUGAACUUGAUCAAUGUUUUGCAGAAUGUUUUUUUUUGCAGGGGCAUUUGCUGUUUUCUGACCAUUUCUGAAACACAAAAACAAUUUCAAAUUAUUGGACUUUAACAGUACUUUGAAUUCAAUAUGUUUGCUUUCUUCUCCCAACUAAAUAUCUGCACUGCCCGUGAAAAUUUUGUCACUUGUUAAAACCACUUAUCAGUGUGAUGAAGGAAGGAACAGGUUAAAAGGAUUUUUAAAGCCUUGAGACAAUUGAGACUGGAUUGUGUUGUGUGGAUUCGAGGGUGAAAGGGCAAGACAGAAAUGUGUAAAUGUACCUUGAACAAGUAGUAGAAUGCCCGGCGACCGGUUUGUAGUAAAAUUGCAACAUCAUCCAGCAAAUUGACACAAACUGUGGGAAGCAUUGGAGUCACAUGGUCCCCGUAUCCCUUUGGGGGAAAGCUUCGACCCUGUUAGGUCCAUACCCAGACAAUUGAGGUUGUUCUGGGGCAAAAAUGUGGGGGGGGGGGGGGCAAAUCAAUAUUAGGAAGGGGUUUUAAGUUUGGUAUAAAACAAUUAGUAUUACGUGAGGGAAAAAAUUUUUAUCCCCUUGUUUUAAGUUUGCCCAUGCAAAGAAAUGAUCAGUCUAAAAUUUUUAAAGGGGGGGUAAUUUAACAGUGGAACGAAUAAAAACAAAAAAUCCGAAAAACCAUGUCAAAAAUUAUAAAUUGAUUUGCUUUUAAUGGGGAAAAAAAUUUACCCCCUCUCAAUCAGAAAGAUUUUUGGCUCCCGGGUCUUUUAUACAGGUAAGAGCUAAAUUUAGGACACACUCUUAAAGGGAGUGCCCUAUCUCUUUUUUUUACCUGUAAAAAAGACCCGUCCACAAAGAAUCAUCAAUCAAUUCAUUUUACUUUUUUUACUCUCCCCGGUAAAGACCAAAGAGCUCUCCAGGAUGUCAGGACAAGUUGUAGACCUACAAAAGGGCGGAUGGGCUAAAAACCAUGGGCCAAGCAGCUGGGGGAAAGGGUGAAAAACAUUUGGGUUUAUAUUGCAAAGGAAGAAAAAAAAAACUGUCAAUCUCCCUCGGCCUGGGGCCCCAUGAAAAUCACCUGGUGGAGUUGCAAUGAUCUGAGAACAGUUAGGAAUCAGCCCCCGAACUAACGGGGGUCUUGUCAAUGAUUCAAGGCAGCGGGGGCCAUAGUCCCCCCAAGAAAAAAAUUGGUAACCACACGCCGUGAAGGAGAAAUCCUGCAGGCCCGCAAGGUCACCCUGCUCAAAAAACACAUAAAGGGCCCCUGAAUUUUCAAGACAUCGAAGUUCAGAAAGAAUGGGUACGGUCUUGGUCAGUGAGACCAAAACGAGCUCUUUGGGCAUCAAUUCAACUGCCGGUUUAGGGAAAAGGAGGAAUGCUACCUAUGACCCCAAAAACACCAUCCCCCCCGUCAAACAUGGAGGGGGAAACAUUAUGCUUUGGGUGUUUUUCUGCUAAGGGGACAGGACAACUUCACCGCAUCAAAGGGACGAUGACGGGGGCCAUGUACUAAAAUCUUGGGUGAGACCUUUCCCUCAGCCAGGCAUUGAAAAUGGGUCGUGGAUGGGUAUUCCAGCAUGGCAAUGACCCAAAACACACAGCCAAGGCUACAAAGGAGUGGGCCAAGAAGAAGCACAUUAAGGUCCUGGAGUGGCCUAGCCAGUCUCCGACCUUAAUCCCAUAGAAAAUCUGUGGGGGGGAGCGAAGGUUCGAGUUGCCAAACGUCAGCCCGAAAUUUAAUGACUUGGAGAAGAUCUGCAAAGAGUAGUGGAACAAAAUCCCUCCUGAGAUGUGGUGCAAACCUGGUGGCCAACUACAAGAAACGUCUGAUCUCUGUGAUUGCCAACAAGGGCUUUGCACCAAGUACUAAGUCAUGUUUUGCAGAGGGUCAAUAAUUAUUUCCCUCAUUUAAAAAGUUAUAAUUUUAACAUUUUUACAUGUGUUUUUCUGGAUUUUGUUUUUGUUAUUCUGUCCUCACUGUUUAAAAAAAACCUACCAUUAAAAUUAUAGACUGUCAUGUCUUUGUCAGUGGGCAAACGUACAAAAUCAGCAGGGGAUAAAAUAUUUUUUUUCUCACUGUAUGUAAGUAAACUUCCGAAGCUUCGUUUGAUCACGUGCUUUUUCAAACCAUGUGUUGCAAAAUGCGAGAUCCCAUGAUUUCGUCGGGGUUUUCCGGUUGCUUUCAUAGAUUCCAAGCUGUUUUUCAAACACCGACCCUACUGGAAAACCCGCCUUAAAAAUAUGUUAUGAUUUUGUACAAAAGUUUCACCUGACUGGUAGUUAGCGGGGUCACUAUGGAAUACUCAGGGGUAGGGAGGGUAUGAGGUCGAAUCCUGUAGAAGGCACCUAUAUUUUGAAAACCACACUUUCUGCACUGUUGUUAAAAUAAUUUGUUUUAUUUAGUAUAGUAUAAGCUUCUGUGUUAAUCUCCUAAAUAAUGCCAUAAAUUCAGUACAAGGCAAAAAAGUGAAGCAUGAUGUAUGAAAACAUGGUAUUCCAACUGAUUAUAGGCUACGAAAGCCAAUGACUUACCGCUGAAACCACAGACUUUUGAUGAAAACAGUGGAGAAAUGUUUUUUAUCUGAUAAUCACACGCUGCUAUUUAUUGUUGACCGGCAGAUGUCACUAAUUGCAUUGUGAACAGAUAAUGAAGCUCUGAGUAAUGAACCGUUUUUCAGCACAAUUUGGUGAAAGCGUUGAAUUCUUCAGACAGCUUCAAUAUUCCAUCACUAGCGAAAACACAACGAAGGCGGGUCACCAGCCUAUGCGCUCUAUGCCUGUUUUUUUCUCCAGGGUUGUCUCAAACUAUUAAAGGGGGUCUAUUGCAAUUUUCAUGGACAUCUUUUAUGAUAAUAGAAAACAAAGGUUUAUUCCUAUCACAUUGCUUUUACUGUUUAAUGAGGAGAAAAAGAAAACUCAUUUCAGCCCCUUUUACUUGUGGCUAACAAGAUCAGUGUUUAAUGGCCAGAGACUCAAACUAAACCAUGUGAGUAUUGUGAGUGACACCCCCCCCCUUCACUGGGCUAGGCCUUAUUUUCAUGAAUCGUUUAUGGAACCCAGGCAUGCAAAGUAACUCACCAAAUCUUUUAUGCUAGGCUAAAUAUAUUGUCAAAAGGAGGACACCAACUAGAUAUACUUGCAUUGCCUGUGUUCAAACACUUUCCAAAGAUACAUACACGGGGAGUGGAGUAGUGGGACAAUGGAGCCAUUGUUUGUCGAAGGGUUAAUUGGAGGUUGCGGGGUCUAUCCACCUCACUGUUCUCUGGGUUUAUCCAUUGGACCAGCAUGAUGAGGCACAAGUCUUUAUAAAGCAGUCCCAGCAGUCAAUCGCCCGGGUGGUUCUGAGAGUUGUGGAAAUGUUCAGGGGAAAGAAUUUCUGUGGGUGGGGGUAGAAGGAAGAGGGCAAUGACUGUUAAUCUGAUUUGAUUACUUUCAUUUUGGGUUUUGUUUUGCUUUUUACAACACCUGCAUCUUUCCACGGUGACUAAUUUCAACAAACCCCCAAUUUUUGGGGGUGUAAAUAAACAAUUUUUGAGUUUUCCCGAACUCUUACCCAAACCUUUUCCAGCGGGGGAAAACUGGUUGCAAAAUGAUCCAUGCAUAUACCGUUCCGGUUUUUAAAAAAGGUUGAACAACGUUUUCCCGCUAGUAUUUCCACUCCGCCACUUAAAUUUCCCCUGUUUCCUUACUCCCUGGAUCGUCUCCCAUCCCUCCGGCUGUUUCUACUUGCAGACCCUCCGGGAAAUCUUCCAGACAGAGAUGCUCAUAGAGAGCCUGAAGAAGGCUCUGAGGGACAAGGAGUGCCCCCUGAAGGUGGCCAGACCAGGCUGGACGAGAGGACACGCAGGCCCAACGUGGAGCUCUGCAGGGAAAACCCACACCACAGGUAGGGCUCAGAUGAGUGUAAGUAUUUUUAUUGCCAGUAAAAUUAGGACUUUUUACACUUCCAUUCCCUUCCUUCUCCUCCAUUUGCCUCUUCUCCUCUGUUUACCUUCCUAUCCCUAUUUCCAGACUGGUGGGAGAAGUGAGGGAGAUAGAGGACACCAUCCACAAGCUUGCGUGAGAGGCUGAUGGGGGCAGAGAACACCCUGCAAAAAAGCUGGUGAAGACCAAGGCUGCCCUGGAGCAUGACCUGUCCAUCAAGGCUAAAUCCCUGUUCCUGGAUCAGGAGAAGUGCAUGGGGAUAAGGAAGAAACUUUUUCCCCAGUACCCCACGCCUGGUGGUAUACACCUAAAGCCAUCACAUAGUACUGUACAUGUAAAACCACAGGAGGUUGGUGGCAUCUU
Coregonus sp. 'balchen' is the source of this 9371-nucleotide messenger RNA. The record is from the annotation of a GenBank genome assembly. NCBI's taxonomy places the organism in Eukaryota, Metazoa, Chordata, Actinopteri, Salmoniformes, Salmonidae.